UAUGAGAGAGCGUAUAUCCGGAUACCGUAGAAUGAGGGAGAAAUUCCGUUGCUAACACGCUACACGUGGAGUUUCAGAGAAGAGUUUUCCAAGAAACUCGCAUUUCUCAGUUGUUUUUGAAAUUGAAAACUUUUGUUUUUCGUCAAGUUACUUGAGAAAUAUUUUCUCGCGAUGUUUCUGCAGUUUUACCUGAACGAGAUCGGAGAGAGAGUCUACACUUUGAAGAAGGUGGGUCCUGAUGGGACACCCACUAGCUCCGCCCACCCAGCGCGCUUCUCCCCAGAUGACAAGUUCUCCCGACAUCGGGUGACCAUCAAGAAGCGUUUCAACUUGCUGCUUACACAACAACCAAAGCCUGUUCUGUGAUUAUGAAGUGGACUGGGAGAAGGGGAUAUGGAAAUGGAUAAGACCAAGACUAUGAUGGCUGGAGAUUGGACUGUUAAGAAAGAAGCAAGACACCAUUUUGAGAACUGCAUAUUUGUUUGUCAGUGACAUUUUUUUUUUCUGUGAAUUUAUAUUCAUGUAGAAUAAAACCUCCAGAUGGACUAAA
This is a messenger RNA of Cynoglossus semilaevis (tongue sole), 550 nucleotides long. RefSeq names its product NOP10 ribonucleoprotein homolog (yeast) (gene nop10). Gene Ontology annotation, molecular function: snoRNA binding; telomerase RNA binding. The record is from RefSeq and is a predicted model, not a curated record. Gene Ontology annotation, cellular component: box H/ACA snoRNP complex. The coding region runs from base 172 to 366 and encodes 64 amino acids. NCBI's taxonomy places the organism in Eukaryota, Metazoa, Chordata, Actinopteri, Pleuronectiformes, Cynoglossidae. Gene Ontology annotation, biological process: positive regulation of telomerase RNA localization to Cajal body; snRNA pseudouridine synthesis; ribosome biogenesis. The transcript has 2 exons.